AUGAUCAAUGAAUCCUUAAUAAAUCAAGAACCUCAACACCUCUAUGAUUAUUUCCCAACUAAUAACUCAUGUCCAUAAGCAGAUAUAAACUAAGAUGAAUCGCCAAUUAGGCAGCAUUAUAUUAGUUCUCUAUGCUUCUAACUGAGAAAAAAAAUCAAACGACAAAAAAAUCGACCAAGCCUUUUGAAAAUAGAAGAUAGUGGAAGAAAUGUAAAACUAUAUUCUUGCUCACUUUUUAAUAAUAAAGAGAAACCUGAAAAUGAUACUGAGUGA
Messenger RNA from Paramecium tetraurelia, 273 nucleotides. RefSeq lists its product as uncharacterized. The record is from RefSeq and is a predicted model, not a curated record. The transcript is spliced from 2 exons. Lineage: Eukaryota; Ciliophora; Oligohymenophorea; Peniculida; Parameciidae.